AUGUUCAAUAUGAAUUCUUCAAUGUACAAUGAUGAUACAUUCUGUUUUUUAGGAGAAAAAUUGAAGGAAAAGUCUACUUGUGAUAUAAAUAAAUUAAAAGAUGUUAAAGAAAAUAUAUCUGAAAACAAUUUAUUAUCAGAAUUUGCUUUAGUAAAGAAGAAUCUUAUGAAUAGCUUUGAUAUGCCACCUGAGGAAAAGAAUCUAUAUAUUGAUAAACCAUCAAAGAAAAAAUCAGAAAGAGCAAGGAUGACUGGUGUUACUUGUUGGUCAUGUAAGAAGUAUUAUGCUAAUCUUGGACUUUCUGAAGAAGAAAUACAAGCAAGACAAAAUCAGUGCUCCCGACAUAAAGCUAAACAAAAUGAAAGGGAAGGUUCACCUGAAGGGUUUUGGGAUCAUCUAUUUCCUGAUACAUGUGCAUCUACUUUGCUAGAGUAG
Habropoda laboriosa is the source of this 435-nucleotide messenger RNA. RefSeq lists its product as uncharacterized. Lineage: Eukaryota; Metazoa; Arthropoda; Insecta; Hymenoptera; Apidae. The coding region runs from base 1 to 435 and encodes 144 amino acids. Gene Ontology annotation, biological process: DNA repair. The record is from RefSeq and is a predicted model, not a curated record. The transcript has 4 exons.